This is a messenger RNA of Eleginops maclovinus (Patagonian blennie), 4690 nucleotides long. Its product is annotated as chromodomain Y-like protein 2. Gene Ontology annotation, cellular component: nucleus. NCBI's taxonomy places the organism in Eukaryota, Metazoa, Chordata, Actinopteri, Perciformes, Eleginopidae. The record is from RefSeq and is a predicted model, not a curated record. Gene Ontology annotation, molecular function: transcription corepressor activity.
UGCUGGUCUCUGUGAACACAGGACAUCUAGCAUACCAUCUCCCGUUGAGUAGUUGGAUUGCAACACAGGGUGCACGCAGACCAUCAGGCUGUGCAUUCUUAGCUGGGGACUAAUUUUCAGACAGUCCUCGACUUGGCUCUUGGUAAACAGCACCGCCCCGAUGGUUGUUUGUUUAAAGUGUGGAACGAUCCAUCGCAGAGAGCCGGGCUCGAUUGACACUGUCUGCUGAUCUGCUACUGCGGAUUGCUCAGAAUAACACGGCUGCUCGCUAAUUCCCGUCUAUCGGGGCUUUCGGCGAAACACCGAGAGAGUAGGGUCCAAAAAAAGCCAACAAGGCAGGCAAGAACCUCGCUCCAGCGGAGUCCGCACCCGAGAAUGGCUUCAGGAGACCUUUACGAGGUGGAGCGAAUCGUGGACAAGAGGCGGAACAAGAAGGGCAAGUGGGAGUACUUGAUAAGGUGGAAAGGCUAUGGCAGUAAGGAGGACACAUGGGAGCCAGAGCACCACCUCAUGCACUGCGAGGAAUUUAUUGACCAGUUCAACAGCCUCGAACUGCACUCACACAAACGGCCCAAGGUUCCAAAAAAUCGCCAGGAGCCCCUCAUCACCAGCCAGCCAUCUGCUACAGAAAACUCCAGAGCUCGGUCUGAGGCCCGAAAGAAAAAAAGGACGUUUGGCCCGGCUGUUGGAGUACGAGUAGGAGCUGUACUCGGGAUGGGAAGUGCAGGGUCAGGUGGUCCCACUCAGAAGCAGAAGAAGGUAGCUGUUGGACCUGGGAAACAUGCCUUAGGGGAUCGGAUAAGAAAAGCCAUGACGUACAAGGCUCCUCCGCCGGGAGGGCAUCACUUUGUUCCUCCGAUGAGCGCUCAUAACGGACUGCAGAAUGGAGACAUGGAGCCUCUCAUGUACAGGACAGCUGCGAGGUCACAUAGACCGCCCUCGGACAGAGAACCGGGAGGCAUGGAUUCCACUGGACAACAGUUCACCACUGAGCUAGUGUCAGGCUCCCCUCUGGCCAAUGGCAAGAUGCAUCUACACAGCUCAGUAAAGCGGAAGCUGGCUGAGGAAAAAAGCUACGUGUUCGACAAGCGGCUCAGGUAUAAUGUGCGACAAAACGAGAGCAACUGUCGAUUCCGAGACAUCGUGGUCAGGAAGGAGGAAGGCUUCACUCACAUCCUGCUCUCCAGCCAAACUACAGACAACAACGCUCUGACACCAGAGAUCAUGAAGGAAUUGUGUCGAGCUCUUGGUAAUGCAGCUGCUGAUGACAGUAAAUUAUUAUUGCUCAGCUCAGUGGGGACUGUUUUCUGCAGUGGCCUGGAGCCUUCGUACCUGAUAGGCCGUCUGUCCACUGACCGCAGGAAAGAGAGCAGCCGCAUCGCAGAAGCUGUAAGGGAGUUUGUGUUGGCAUUCAUCCACUUCAAGAAACCCAUUGUGGCAGCAAUAAAUGGGCCGGCCCUGGGCUUAGGCGCCUCUAUCCUGCCUCUGUGUGAUGUGGUGUGGGCCAGUGAGAGAGCCUGGUUUCAAACUCCAUGUGCAGCCCUUCACCUCACCCCCUCUGGAUGCUCCUCUUACACCUUUCCCCAGAUCCUGGGUGUAGCUUUGGCCAACGAGAUGCUGUUUUGUGGAAGAAAACUCACAGCACAAGAAGCAUGCAGUCGAGGUCUGGUGUCGCAGGUCUUCUGGCCAACCACAUUUAACCAGGAAGUGAUGCUGCGUGUAAAGGAAAUGGCAUCAUGCAAUGCAGUGGUUUUGGAAGAAUCCAAAUGUCUGGUGAGGAGUAUUAUCAUGUCAGUCCUGGAGGAGGUGAAUGAAAAGGAGUGUCAGAUGCUGAAGCAGCUGUGGUGUUCAACCAAAGGACUAGAGGCCCUCUUCAGUUAUCUGCAAAACAAGACGUAUGAGAAAUGAGCUACACACCCAGAAGACUGAAUGAUGUGGGUCAAAGGUUAUCUAGAGGGACAUCCUUGAUGAAAGGAAAGGAAAAGUUGCAUUAAGGGUCUUUGUUUCCAUCCAUCAGCAGAGGGGAUCCUCUAGAGUUCUGUUUGCUCACAGAUCUACCAACAACAACUUCAUGGUCUUCUUCUUCUUUAGUAAAUCGUCUUCUAUUAUAUAUUUAUCGGACCCAUAACUGUCCAGCUGUUUAUUGUGUAGAAAUCAAAGAGCAAAGGGCCAAAUGUGCAUUGCCUAAAUAAAGGCGGAAGGUGGUUCUUCAGGGAGGUACAGUGUUUCUUUACAUUAUCAGGAUGAAAAUCAGUUCAUGUCUGAGAGCACAUAAAUAGUUGAUAAUAUAUAUAUAUUUAUUUCAAUAGUGUAAAAAAGUUGCUUUCUGAAAAUAAGGAUUUUCUUUGUGUCGCUUAUUGUUUUGAAUUGAAAUCAAAGUUUUCACGAGGACACUGUUUCUCGAUACUUACAUGCACAUUCCAUCCUUUCUAUUCAAGAGAAAACUGGCAGAAAAUACAAUCAGUGGAUCACAUUCAGUGCUUGGAUCUUCAUUAAACACUCUGGAUAAUUAAAACUGACUUUUUUUCAUCACGCUAUUCAUUGUUUAUACUGUAACAGACUAUUUUAUCUUCAUUAAGUCUAGUUUAUUUCACAGAUAACAGCCAGUACUAUAAUUUCAUUAAAUCUGCUUCUGUCACAUGAAACCUAGAUAAAUGCUUAUGUAGAUUUCAGACUACUUCGGCAUGAGUAUAUAAAUGUCUUCAUUUUGUCAACAUCCAUCUGUGCUUAGUUUUUUUCACCUGCAACAAAGUUUAUUUUAUUAUUUUUUUCUAUUUAUAAAAAUGAAAUUCCGUUGAAGUCAGGAUUUUUUUUAAGCGACACUUGAAAUAAAUUGCAAAUCAGAAAGAUAAAUGGACAAGAAUGGAAGCCUCAUGUGAGUGCUAGCACUAAGUAUGCAAACAUGUCUACCCUUAAUCAGACAGCAUCUUGAGUUGAGUACUAAAACACUUGAGGUGAUUAAAUACAUCGGUGGCACGUGUCCCUUGAUUAACUACCAGGAUUAGUAGUGGAUUUUAUCCCAUUUAAUUUGAGCUACAUUUAGUAGCCGUACAUGCAGUACUUUGUUGGCUCAUGUGUAUAAAAAGGCUUCCAGUUAACAAUGCAGAUAUUAUCGUUUAAAAUGUGUGAUCAUUAUGUUGAUAUGAGCUGACAGUUUUUGCUUGGUUGUGUAAUUUUUAGAGCACACAAAAGAGAUGAUGAGUGUUUGGUCCUCAUGUUAAUCACAUUGUGACUACACUAAUUGUCAGUGAUCGAUAUUGUGGAAAUGCAACAGUCGUAUAGCUGGAGUCUGCGUUUUAAAUUAAUAUGCAUUAUAUGUAGGGAUCUAUUUUGUUUUACCAAAAGAAUGUAGGUCUGUGAAAAUUGUUUUGUAAAAAAAAAAAAAAGAAGAUAUUUGUCCCUGUUUUGCAGUGGUACACAUGCAGUAUAGAAUACUAUAUAAUGUAGACUGCUUUGUGUGACUAUUUGCAUGUAAUAUAAUGUACAUAUAAAUGUGUUGCCUGUCUGUAUACCUUGUAUGUCGGGGUAUAUUUUGUAUAAAUAUUGUAAGUAUUGUUAGAAAUGGUGUAGUUUAUUUUUCUAUUUAUUUCAAAUAACUGUUUGGAUGUGCAGUGCCAUUUUGUUUCGUUUCUCGAGAAGCCCCCCUUAAUCAUCCUUUCUAAGGAUCAUCCCAUAAAUAACCUAUAUUUAAAAACCAGAAGGAGUACGUUUACCCUUUCAGUUAACAUGAUCAUAUUAUGUAUUUAAUUUAAAAUCAUCAAAGAAAUCUCAGAUAAUUUGAAUGGAUGAUAUCAGCAUGAAAUGAUUAUCAAAAAAGUCUCUCUUUUUUGUUUGAGAUUUGAAGCAUAUAACAUUAAUGCUCCACAAGGUUUGUUAAAUUAUUUUCAUUUAUCAGUUUUAUGUCAUUGCAGGGAGUAACAAGUAGUUUAAUGCAGCAUUGUAUGACGUUUUAAGUUUCAAGUAAAAUGAACAAAAAACCACACACUUUCACUUAAGAUCUAAAAAAGCAUUUGUAGCUGCGUAAAGUAACUUCGCUUCAAACACGCAGUUUGGCAGUUUUGUGACCAAAGACUCCAUUAGAGUUAGAAUAUCAAUCAAUUACUUAUUUGUUAAUUUACUUAGACUUUUUGUUAGUCUGGUUUAAAAUAACACUUAUUUUGCUUGGCUUUGGAAUCCCAAGAAGAAGUGAUAGGGAUCUGCGUAAUGUGGCUACUGAAGUGAAAUGACUCGGGUGCACUGAACGAUAUUCACACUAACCCUUCAAGACAUGGGUGUUUGUGUAUUUACUUAUUUCAAUUUGUGAAAUUGUAUUUGUAAAAUGCCUCUCUUUACGUGUUUUGAACUACGUUUCUGUUUUAGGCAUUGGAUCCAAAUUCUCCCCUUAGCUGGUUUUUGAAGCGUGCCGGAUUACAAAAUUUGAAGUAACUAAGUCUUCACUAAAAAGAACUACUCAUGUUUGUUCCAUUAUUUAUUUCAAAUGACUGUGUUUUGACAGGCUUCUGUGCUUUUGUCUUUAAUAACCACAAUAUCAUGUAUUGUAUCUCUAUUUUGACAUGUUUUGUUUUUUAUGUUCUCCAAACAUUGUCUCAAAGCACACCUUGGGGUGCCUUACAAUUUAAAUAUAUGUCAAGGAGUUAUCCAUGCGUUGUAAAUGGUGAGCUGUUUUAAUAAAGAAACAGUGCUUUCACAA